Messenger RNA from Lolium perenne, 6312 nucleotides. NCBI's taxonomy places the organism in Eukaryota, Viridiplantae, Streptophyta, Magnoliopsida, Poales, Poaceae. The record is from RefSeq and is a predicted model, not a curated record.
GGUGCUCUGCUAUUUCGUCUGGUUGGAACAUAUAGGCACUGACGACUCUCUGGGUAAUGCAUCCUCAUAAGAUUUGGUGUGAUAACUUGCUGCAUCUGGAUUCUCCUUAACAUCUGCAAGCGCUCUGCUACUUUAUUUUUGGCCUCUCAUCUCCUCUUGGGCUCAAACAAUGGAUGAAGAGUUCCGCUAGUUUUUCAUCUUCUGUAAUAUCAUAGUCCAGCAUAUCAUGGAGCUUGUUCUGGUGAAACAUCACAAUGAAAGCAUGUGACAGCGCUUUCUGUUCAUUAGGACUAUCAAUGUAUAUUGCCUUCUUUCUUGUUAUUAACUCAAGAAGAACAUCCCCGGCACUGUAGACAUCACUUCUGUCAGUAAGUUCGUGACUGACGAAACACUCAGGGUCAAGGUACCCAAGAGUUCCUUGGAUAAACAUGAUGAAAUCAUCUUUAUCUAUGGGCUUCAGCGCUCAUGCUCCGAAGUCUGCAACUUUUGCAUUGUAUUCAUCAUGCAAGAGUAUAUUGCGUGUUUUGACAUCCCUGUGCAGAAUUGUGUGAGAAGUUGACAAAAAAUGUAAGCAUGGGUCUCUGCUGAUUGUGUAGCAAUCUUCAGUCGAAGAUUCAAGGGGAUUAGUGAUCUGCGAUCACUGUUAUGAAGGAACUCACAUAGUGUACCAUUUGAUAUGAACUCAUAAACCAACAUUGACACAUCUACCUCCAGGCAGGAACCGAGUAACCUCACGAUAUCAGUGUCUAGAUGCAUCCAAAUUUAGACAAAGUUAAGACAUGUUUCAUUGGACGGAGAGAGUAUAUGAAAUGUGUCAACUUGCCUUGACCUUAUGCCAUCAUAUAAUUUCCGAGCUCAAUUUUGUUUAAAAUACGCAUCCUUCUAUUUCUCCUUCCUGUGCUUUCUUCUCUGAAAUCUCAUAGCCAACAUGCAUGUUCAAUGCCAUCACCACGACUGCGGAAACACUGAGACCUGCAUAAUGAUUGUUUGAGAUGCUACAACACAUAAAAAGCAUGGAAAUGCGAGUUUGGUAAUCAAUAAGUAUACUCAGCUAUGACACUUGCCUAUAAUCAGCUGUUGAAUCCGGCUUAGCACAGGUUGACAUCCAGAAUUUUUGCCAUCUGAUAUUUUUCCUACCCUACAUUGCCACACAUAGCCUCCUGGUGUGUUGCGACAUACCUCAUUUUUUGCAUGGAUAUAAUUCUUUAUACUCUGUACUUGGGAUUCUGCUGAUGCGACUUGCACUCAUCUACUCCCUCCGUGUAGAAAUGUAAGAAGUUUUAGCUAUUUUAUAGGUUCACUCACUUUUAUUUGUAUCUAGUCUACUUUUACUGUGUAGGUUCAGUCCUUUUAGUUUGUAUCUAGUCUACUUUAAAAAUAGCUAAAACAUCUUACAUUGGUGUACAGAGGGAGUAUAUCUGAACUUCUAAAGAGAAUUUUAAAAAAAGUAGCAUGAAAUCAUGAAUGAGUCGAAUUGUAAAAUACAGGAAGGAAGCUAAAGGAACAAGAAUCUACCGAAUUAUUCUUGUAAUGAUGAAGUUUAUUUAUCGGCUGAAGUUGUUUCUUCAGAGAGUUUCUUAUCUUGAGGUCCAAAAACAAAGGAAAUUCUGUUCAAGUAUAUACUUCACCUUGACAUCCCUGGGAGAGAUAAGGCUAACCCAUGUUUCCUUCAGAGCAGUUGCACAUGUACCCUGUGCCAUUGCUUGCAUCCACACAAUAGCUGUUUGAGUUAGCACAUGCAUAGCCUGUUGACGCCGUUCUCCAUCCUUUGGGCAGUCAGCUUAGAAUCUAUUGCCACAUUGUUCAUUGGUCUAUUCUAAGAAAUGUCUUCUUUUGUUAUUUGCAUUUCGGGGGUAAAGCUUAUCUUCUAGUCAUUGAGUUCGCAGAGAUUAGAGUUAGUAGAAUUGAGCUCUUUCUGAUGGUCCAAUCACUGACAACUGGGGCACACCUCUUUGCUCUGUUGUUGAUGAACCCAAGGUGCCCAACAAGGUCCUGCUGCCUGAAGCUGUACCAUCCAACCUCUGCAACCAUAUCAUAGAAGCAUGGAUUAAAUGCCCAUACUCUGCUCUUGUUGGUCAAGAUCACCACAAAGUCGGCGAGGUUUGGAGUGAUGGUGGUUUCACAGCAGCCCUUCCCAGUGCAUGGGGCUCUGGUGGACGUCCUGGGUUGAUGCCCUGGCGGUAGAAGUAGCAACCAGCAACAUACAGGUCAGGGUUGCCAUGCAUGUAGCGACCAAUGAUACCCAGGGUGCUGCAGCCAACAACCGUGAAGCGGUUGCGGGUGGUUGAGGGGAUGAACGGUGCAUCCACCAGGUCGAAGCCGCCGGUGUUGUUGUCCAUAACUGUGGUGUUCGACGUAAAGCAGUUGUAGCUGAUGGGGCUGUAAACACGCAUCUCACUGCGCUCCAGGGAGAUGUCAAUGAGCCGUAUGCAUCGAUUGAUGCAGAGGCUGGGAUGACCCAUUUCGAAAAAAAGGGAGAUGUCAAUGGUCUCUGUGAGUGGGUCACCAAUCAUAGGUUGUGGGGAUUGGAAGGUGCUGUUGCAGGUGACAGUGAAGUAGCUGUUCAAGCUUGUCGCGGCGUAGUCAUCACCGAUGCCAAUGCAAUAGGGGAUCAACACAUCGCCACACUUGCCAGGACAAACUGAUAAUGACAUGGAGAGCCUAGAAGAGGUUGCAGAUAGCGCCGCUACUUGGAAUGCGAUGUGCAUCGGGAGGGCUGAUGCUUCUUUCAUGGUUGGAGACUUGGUGGUUACUUCCUAUGGUGCUGUCUUUCUAACUUGCAACUAACGCCAAUGUUAUACCUUGUUCCUUUGUUGCUGUCAUGAUAUGUGAUUGUGUACACAAGACUUGUUAGACCAUGGGGCAUGGGUUGUGAGUAGCUGAGAACUCCUUUGCAGAUGAUAAAAGAUGGUGUUGAUGCCUCAGAUAUUAUAACCCACAGAUGAGUUCCACUAUUAUUGCUUAGCUAUUUCGAGUGUGAGAUUAGUGUUAAUUGGGAGACUUUUUCCACAAUUGUUUAUCGUUUUAGUGUUCAAUGUAUACUAGUAACAAAAAUAGUAUUAAGUUUGCUUAACAAUUUCUAUUGAGAGGUUUCUCUGAAAUCGAAAGAAAGCGUGCUAUACUUUCUUAUAAUCUGGAGAGAUCUUCACUUAUUUGUACCGUUUGUGUCUAAAGGUGAAAAUAGCAAUGCACAGAAAAAAUGACUAGUUGGCUUACACAAUUUUAUUGAGUGGUUCUCUGAAUUUGAAAUAGGACUACAUGGCUGCUUGUAAUCUGGAAAAUUCUUCACCAGUUGAUAUGUUCAUUCAUAUGCCAGUCAGAGUAUAGCUCUAGUUUGUUGUCCCAAAUGUGAACGCGUGUCCGUAUAUCUUAUUGGUUAGAUACUGUGGUUUGAAAUUUUCUCCUGCAAUAACAAACUAGGUGGAAUCUAAUAGGCAGCUUCAAAAGUAAAGAUAAGCUUGGCCAGCAAUGAUUUGAAGUGCACAACUAGGCUGAACUCAAACUUAUAUUGACUGUUCACACUUCCUUCUUGAUUCAAAGUUUUCACAGGCAUUGGUUUAUGAUAUCGUGUCUGGGAAAAACAAUGAUGCAUGCUGAUACUGUGGAGGUCAAGCUCAUGGCCUGAAAAAUGGACUGUUACACUCAGGCUUAACAAGCGCAGGCUUGGUUUCAGUUUGAUUAGAAGUCGAGUAUGCAUGUGAGCAUGAAGCCUGGUUCCAGAUCAUCCUAUCUUGGUCCAAACAGGAGUUGAUGAAAUUAUAUGCUAAGGCACAAUUCAUCUCAUAAAAAGAAACCUUGGCCCUCGUCACAAUCACACUAAUUUGCCUAACUAAGCAAGUGAUAGCCCGAGCCAUACAUCCAAACUUGCAGCAACAAGCAUCAACACGGGUCCUAAUGUUUUUCUUGAAACUAAUCGUCUUCUUCCUCCUGGUGAUGGCUGUGGCACCCGCCCCAGGUGGUGCUGCAUCGCUGGCGCUGCCAGGCUGCCCUGACAAGUGCGGCGACGUGUCCAUCCCUUACCCCUUCGGCAUCGGAGCGCAAUGCUCCGCGGUUAGCCUCAACAGGUUCUUCAACCUCGACUGCAAUGACACAUAUCACCCAUCACGGCUGAUGGUGGGGGGGCCGGCCGAUAUGGCCAUCGAGGUCGCCGAUAUAUCGUUGGAGCGCGGCGAGAUACGGGUGCUUGUCGCCGUCAGCUACGUCUGCUUCACGUCGAGUGCCACCAUAUCAGCAAACAUCGCUGUGAUGUUCAGCCUGGAGGACACACCGUUCCUCCCAUCCACUGGACGCAACCGUUUCACUGUCAUUGGCUGCAACACCUUGGGGCUCGUUGGCGGUUUCCGUGGAGGUACGAGCCAGUACCUCGCCGGCUGCUACUCCUACUGCGACGGCAUCAGUGGUGCAUCAGACGAUGGGGCACCGUGCACCGGGACGGGCUGCUGCGAAGCGUCCAUCCCAACCAACCUCACCACCUUCAAUGUGUCAUUUCCGAUGAAUAGUAGCGGCGUGUGGGGAUUCAACCCAUGCUUCUAUGCCAUGGUCUCUGAGGUUGGGUGGUACAGCUUCCGGCGCCGUGACCUCGUUGGCCAGCUUGGUUUCGUCAACGAGAGGGCAAAGGAUGGUGCACCUAUCAUCGUGAACUGGGCGGUCAGGAACGGAUCGUGCCUCGAGCCAAGAAACGACGUGUGUGUCAGCACAAACAGUUAUUGUGAGAAUGUGAGCAAUGGACCCGGGUACUUGUGCAAGUGCUCCCUGGGGUACGAGGGCAAUGCCUACCUCAACAAUGGCUGUCAAGAUGUAAAUGAAUGCAUGCUGCGUGAGCAAGACCCCAAGUACGAAGAGUUGUAUCCUUGUAGGAAUGGGAUCUGUUAUAACACUCCAGGUGGCUAUAACUGUAAAUGCAAGGGAGGAACAAGAACUGAUGGUACAAAUUUUGGAUGCCGACCUCUGCAUACUCGAGAUGAUCAGCUGGCUAUAGGCCUGAGUGUUUCUGCUGUUGUGAUGAUAUCCUUGGCAUGUCUUUUGGUUAUUCAAUUGCAAAGGAGAAGGCACAAAAAGGAGAAAGAUGAGUAUUUCAAACAGAACGGAGGGCUCAAGUUAUAUGAUGAGAUAAGGUCAAGGCAGGUCGACACAGUUCGCAUACUUACAGAAAAUGAGAUCAAGAUAGCCACUGACAGCUACAAUGAAGAUCAUAUUCUUGGAUGUGGUGGUCAUGGAAUGGUCUACAAGGGUACUUUGGAUGACAAUAGAGAUGUUGCCAUAAAAAAGUCCAAAGUAAUAAAUGAUGACUGCAGGGAUGAGUUUGUAAAUGAGAUCAUAAUCUUGUCACAGAUUAACCACCGGAACAUCGUGAGGUUACUAGGCUGUUGCCUGGAUAUAGAUGUCCCCAUGUUGGUCUACGAGUUCGUCUCCAAUGGUACACUAUCUGAGUUUCUUCAUGGCAGUGCUGAUCGCAAGCUGCUACCAAUUCCAUUGGAGAUUCGCCUGAAGAUUGCCACUCAAUCAGCAGAAGCUCUUGCUUACUUGCACUCAUCGACAUCUCGCACAAUUCUACACGGGGAUGUCAAAUCUGCUAACAUCUUGCUUGAUGAUCAGCACAAUGCCAAGAUUGCGGACUUUGGGGCAUCGGCGCUCAAGUCCAUGGACGAAAGCGAGUUCAUCCUGCUUGUCCAGGGAACCCUCGGCUACCUUGACCCUGAGAGCUUCAUCAGCCACCACCUCACCGACAAGAGCGACGUCUACAGCUUCGGGGUCGUUCUCCUUGAGCUGAUGACUAGGAAGAGGGCUCUCUACGCCGUUGACUCCUCCAAAGAAAAGAGGUCCUUGUCCCACAGUUUUGUCCUGAUGUUUCACAAGAACAAGCACCGGAGAAUGCUGGACUCUGUGAUCGUGGUCGAUGCUGCGGCCAUGGUUAUUGUCGAGAAGCUUGCCAUUCUCGCCGUGCACUGCCUGAGCGCGAGAGCAGACGACAGGCCAACGAUGAAGGAAGUCGCAGAACGGCUGCGGGUGCUGUGGAGGCACCAGAUGCAUGCAGCCGGUGUUGCCAACUAUGAUUGUGAAUUUGAUAGCAACUAUGGAGGAUCGUUUUCGUCGGUGGUUCUCCCUUUGGACGAGUCGAUAGACCUGAGCUUGGAGACGUGCGAGCUUGUGCAGCUGUCCUGACCGUGUGACAGUGAAGAAGCUGUUCAUGCUAGCUGCAGCACAGCCAUUGCCGAUGCCAAAGGGGUAGGGGAUUGACACGUCGCCACAUUUGUCAGGGUAUCCUGGGAACGAAAUGAAGAGCCCAGAAGAGGUUGCAGAUAGCGCCACUGC